CAGGUCCACUGAACAGAGCCGCUCGGUGAUUCCGGACAGACAGCUGGGAAUAAAAGGAGCGGAGGGCUGUGUUUGUAGUAGCAUUGGCUCAGUGUGUGUCUGCUGUCUCCUGAUUUCCCUGUACAGUUCCCUCUCCAGCUGUAUCACCCUCUCUGCAACCCAGACCCACAGGUUUGAUAAUAAAAAAUGAAGACUCACCUUCACAUACUUUGCCUUUUGGCAUCAUCAUUAACUACCACUGUAAUAAGCAAACCUCAUGGUAAACAUCAAGAUUCACCCAAAAUCUUGGAGGCUGACCCAGAACAGGCCAGCGAGGGGAAGCUUCUCCCCACAUCCAUCACCUUCCUGGCUGAGAGCGAGGAGCACGAGGAGGACGAGGACGUCAGCUACGAUGACAGCGAGGGCCUGCCCAAAGAAGACGGGGCCUUGGAGGAGAAGAGCACCCCCGUCCUGCUGAGCGAGGAGGCGCUGGCUGACCUGCUGGAGGAGUCUGAGGAGGAGGAGCAGGAGGAGGAGGAGGAGGAGGAGGAAGAUGAGGAUGAUGGCCCGGAGGAGGUGCCUGAGGAGGUCGAGACUGAGGGAGAGAGCGAGGAUGAGGGUGACAGCAGUGCGGAAUCGGAGAUCCCUGCUGACAUGGACUACGCCGGGGACAGUGACGGCCUGGAGUCCCAGGAACCCGCGGAGGAAGAGGAGGCGAAACCCCUCACCGACUCUGACUCCCAGCUCCUGCCCACAGGAGAGAGCCAAGCUGCUGAGGAGGUCCCAGACAGCAGAGAUUAUGAGUCACCAGAAGGGGUAGGAGCGGAAGAGGCUACAGGGAGUCUGGAGGAGCAGGAAGAGAAGCCCAUCACACAGAGGGAGGUCCUAGACGAAAUGGCUGAAGGCCAAGAGGAGGACCAGAAACGAGAGGAAGGCCAAGCCAAUGAUGCCCAGGAGGCCAAAGAGAGUGUGGAGCUCGGAGAAAUGCCCAACACAGAGGGAGCAGCCACAGGAGGAGGAGAAGGGGAGGAGAGCAACAGGAAUGACAGCGGCGCUCACCCCAAGGGCAAAGCCCGCAAACAGAGGAAAAACCAAAGGGCCAAAAAGCCCUCAGCACCCAGAGAAGCUGAGGAGGGGCAGGGGCCCCUACAGAAGGGCCACAUGGAAAAAGAGCCUGACACUGCGGAAAACACCGUCCAGAACUCCAAAAAGAGGAAGAUUGGGAAAUGGGCUACUCUGGUAGGCAUGAACCCUGCUCAGAUUAGGGCCACAGAAGAGCUGUACCCCAAUGACCAGCGGCCCCAGGACGAGAGUGUGCAGGGAGCCCCUCUCAAUCCCUGCAGAAAUUUCCGGUGCAAACGUGGGAAGACGUGUGAAGUGAAUGAGGAGAAUGAACCAGUGUGCGUCUGCCAGGACCCCUCGUCCUGCACACCCAGUGCUACUGCAAUUGAGCAUGUGUGUGGGACAGACAAUAAGACUUAUGACACGUCCUGUGAACUCUUUGCUACGAAAUGCAACCUUGAGGGCACCAAGAAAGCCCAUCGGCUCCACCUGGACUAUACUGGAUCCUGCAAAUACAUUGCUCCGUGCCUGCAGGGGGAGCUGUUGCAGUUUCCCCUGCGCAUGCGGGACUGGCUGAAGAAUGUCCUGCUGCAGCUUUACGAGCGUGAGACCAGAAACCCCGGCUUCCUCACGCCCAAGCAGCGCGCCAGAGUUCAGAAGAUCUAUGAGAGUGAGAGGCGGCUGCAUGCUGAUGACCACCCUAUUGAAUUGCUGAUACGGGACUUUGAGAAGAACUAUAACAUGUACAUCUACCCUGUGCACUGGCAGUUUGCUCAGAUGGACCAGCACCCUGCAGACAGGUUCCUUUCUCACUCCGAGUUAGCCCCUCUCCGAGUGCCCCUGGUUCCCAUGGAGCACUGCACCUCCCUCUUCUUUAAGCAGUGCGACGCCGACAAGGACAAGCAGGUGUCUUUCAGGGAGUGGGGCCAUUGCUUUGGCAUCAAGGACGAGGACCUGGAUUUGAAUCUAUUAUUCUAAAUUCAGACCUUGUAAUCAAAUUGCCAGCUGAGUGGACAGAGGCUGUUCUUCCUAACUGGAAUAGAGAAGAAAUGCGUGUGUAGAUUGAUGUUUCAGUUUGUGUGAUGUGUGGGUGUGUAUGCGUGCAUGUGUGUUACACAAAAGUAAAUGAUGUACCUUUUGAUGUCUCCUACUUACUUACUGUGUUGUAUUGAAACAGGUGAUGCAAGCAAAGAAACUAUAAAUAUGUGGAUGUUCAAAUAUUUUCAGGAAAUAAAAAUAUAUUUGUGUACGGCACAGUAUGAACACAUAAUGUAGUAUUUACUUAACCAUUAUAACAAUAUGUGUGUUGUUAUAGAGCAGAUCUUAAGCUGUUACAAUAAUCAUAAUAGAAAUGAAAACAAAAUAAAUUGAAAAGUAAAUGCAUGUCUUCCUCACCACAGAAGACUGAAUGUUGUAAAAAAAAGAUACGUUUUAAGAGUUUUAAGCCAUUUCAUCAAGAUGUUUCACUAUGAAUAAUCAAAAAUGUAAUUGUUUAAUUCCCAUUCAUUAUAUGGUACAUUUAAAUUAUUUUUCAUUAAUUCUACCUGACAUAAAAAUCAUUAUUACUAAAAACCAGAGUGAGCUAUAAUUUAUUCAUGAAUAUUAUGAGCACAGAAAGCUUGCUAUGUAUCCAGUGGCACUAAAGCAAAGGAUAGCUGUAAAACACUUUCAAUGCUUGUUCUGCUGCUCCUGUCAUGUCUUCUGCCUUAUUAACACUCCUAAUAAAAUGGCAUUUUAGAUUUAA
Messenger RNA from Conger conger (European conger), 2785 nucleotides. It is a transcript of the gene sparcl1, whose product is annotated as SPARC-like 1. The coding region runs from base 187 to 2019 and encodes 610 amino acids. NCBI's taxonomy places the organism in Eukaryota, Metazoa, Chordata, Actinopteri, Anguilliformes, Congridae. The transcript is spliced from 11 exons. Gene Ontology annotation, biological process: anatomical structure development. The record is from RefSeq and is a predicted model, not a curated record. Gene Ontology annotation, molecular function: extracellular matrix binding; protein binding; collagen binding.